Messenger RNA from Neoarius graeffei (lesser salmon catfish), 3414 nucleotides. It is a transcript of the gene col28a1a, whose product is annotated as collagen, type XXVIII, alpha 1a. Lineage: Eukaryota; Metazoa; Chordata; Actinopteri; Siluriformes; Ariidae. The transcript is spliced from 32 exons. Gene Ontology annotation, molecular function: serine-type endopeptidase inhibitor activity. The record is from RefSeq and is a predicted model, not a curated record. The coding region runs from base 1 to 3414 and encodes 1137 amino acids.
AUGCAGUGUGGCGUGGUGCUGUGUGUCCUGCUGCUGAUUUUGUCCAGUAGAGGUCUGAGCCGACGGAGGAGCAGACAGAAAGUAAACAAUCUUGUGGUCCAAAAUGAAGCAAAAGCCCUGAUGUGUCCGGUGGAGGUGGCCUUCCUGGUGGACAGCUCUGAGAAUGCCAAUGCUUUUCUGUUUGAGACGCAGCGCAGCUUCGUUCAGCGUUUCAGCACCAGGUUGUCUCUGCUGCAUAUUCCCGGCUGGCGCGUACGUCUGCGUCUGGCCAUGUUGCAGUACAGUAGCACUGUCUCAGUGGAACACAACUUCCGUGACUGGCAGGAUGUGGAUGUCUUCCAAAGUCGUGUGUCAUCCAUGGUCUAUAUUGGUCAGGGCACAUAUUUGGCCUACGCCAUCUCAAACGCCACGCAGCUCUUUACUCAGGAGACGGCAGGCAGCAGUGUGCGUAUUAUCCUGUUGAUAACAGAUGGAGUGGAUCAUCCUCGCAGCCCGAAUGCCAUCGCUGCUGCCACAGACGCCAAAAACAACAACAUACGAGUGUUCGUCAUUGGCCUGACGCAAGACGGACAGAGCAAUAUCAAGUUGAGGUCCAUCGCCAGCCCUCCAUCACAGCAGCACAUUUUCAGCCUUGAGGAUCCCCAGCUGGAUGAGAGGCUUUUCAGAGAGAUGGUUAGUGAACAAUGUCCGCAGCCCAAAUCAUGUGUGUGUGAUAAAGGAGAGAGGGGUCCUGCAGGAAACCCGGGUAAACCAGGAAACCCAGGAAAACCUGGCCUUCCUGGUCUCAAAGGAUUCAGAGGGGAACCUGGUUUGAACGGACGACCAGGAAUCGAAGGCCGUGAGGGAAGAUCAGGAGUGAAAGGGGAAAAGGGUGAGAGAGGAGAGUGUGGAACAGAAGGGCCGAAAGGAGAUCGGGGUGCAGAUGGGCCACCGGGACCUCGUGGACCUCCAGGAGAGCAGGGUCCUAUUGGUGGUCCUGGAGAUCAUGGUCCAGUGGGUCCUGCUGGGCCUAAAGGGGACCGAGGACCUACAGGAGCUUCUGGUCCUCCAGGAGAUCAGGGGAUUGGAUUUCCUGGUCUAAAGGGAGACAAGGGGAACCAAGGCAGACCGGGCCCUCCUGGACCUGUUGGGGUAGGAGAGCCAGGACCACUAGGAUUCCCGGGACCACCAGGACCGCCAGGCAACCAAGGUCUUCCAGGCAGGGGUUUAUCAGGACCCAAGGGGGACAGAGGCUUUGAGGGUCCAAAUGGUGCUCGUGGUCCUCCAGGGUUCGGCAUCAAAGGUGAAAAGGGGAAUGCUGGAGCUCCAGGACCACCAGGAUUGAUUGGACUUCCUGGAGUUGGGAUUCAGGGAGAAAAGGGUGAACAAGGACCAGUUGGGCCACCGGGCAUUAGAGGAGCUCCUGGUGUGGGUAUUGUAGGCCCAAAGGGGGAUCAGGGCUUCCCUGGUGAACAUGGACCUCAAGGAGAAAAAAGCAUCGGAGAACCUGGACCAAAAGGGGAGCCAGGAUCAGAUGGCAGUCCGGGAAUUCCUGGCAUCCCAGGAGAAGAUGGCGCUGUAGGACCCAAGGGUGAGAAGGGUUUACCAGGCCUGCAAGGUCCUGAUGGUGCACCAGGAAAAGGGAUUCCAGGAGAAAAGGGUGAUCAAGGUGACCGAGGGAUUCGUGGUCUUCCAGGAUCUCCAGGACCUGCAGGACCACCAGGGGCGAAGGGAGAACCUGGUAGUCCUGGGGCAUUGGGGAUGCCUGGACCCCCUGGGAUUGGAUAUCCUGGUUCAAAGGGGGAGCCUGGGCCUGUGGGUUCUCAGGGCAUGGUGGGAGAGCCAGGUGUCAGAAUCACUGGGCCAAAGGGUGAGAGAGGACCACCUGGACCAGCGGGACGAAAAGGGUUAAAAGGAGAAGGUUACCCUGGGCCUCAGGGACUUCCUGGAUUGCCUGGAGUACCAGGAGAAAUGGGACCAGAAGGAAAUGGACUACCAGGACCUAAGGGGGACAGAGGUUCCCCUGGGGUUCCUGGGCCAUCUGGGCCACCUGGGAUAGGACUUCCAGGACCAAAGGGUGCGACUGGUCAGCCAGGUCCUCCUGGUCCUCCAGGUCCACCUGGAGAGGGCAUUCAGGGUCCAAAAGGAGAGCCAGGUUUCCAGGGACCACCAGGCCCCAGAGGUUUCCCAGGAGAAGGCUUUGCAGGACCGAAGGGGGACAGGGGUCUGUCUGGUGAGCGUGGAAGAAAAGGAGACAGCGGUGAUUUUGGAGUACCUGGACAAACAGGAGCAAUGGGAAAACCUGGUGAGAAAGGAGAUCCUGGACUCUCAAGAGAAGAAGUGAUCAAAAUAAUCAGGGAAAUGUGUGGUUGUGGUCUGAGGUGCAGCGAGAGUCCCUUGGAGCUUGUGUUCAUCAUUGACAGCUCUGAGAGCGUCGGACCCGAAAACUUUGAGCUGACGAAGGACUUCGUGAACGCUCUGAUAGAUCGCGUGGCUGUGAGCCGUGAGGCUACACGUGUUGGAGUUGUCUUGUAUAGUCACACUGAUGUCGUAGUGGUCAGUCUUCAGCAGCUGAUCGACCGGACCAGCAUUAAAGCCGCUGUACGCAAGAUGCCCUAUCUGGGUGAAGGUACUUUUACAGGAAGUGCUAUCCGUAGUGCCACACGGUUGUUCCAGGCCUCGCGGUACGGUGUGAGGAAGGUGGCUGUGUUGCUGACGGAUGGACAAGCGGACAGACGGGAUGCGGUACGGCUGGAGGUUGCAGCAGAUGAAGCACACGCUGCUGGGGUAGAGAUGUUUGUAAUCGGUAUAGGCAAUCACAGUGAUUCAGGUUACGCCCAGUUUCAGAGAGACAUGAAAUCCAUCGCUUCAGAGCCAGACGAGGAGCACAUCUACCUUAUCCAUGACUUCAUGGACUUGCCCAACUUGGAGCCGGUGAUAUUGAGUCGGAUUUGUGAGCUGGACGAUGGUUUAGUGCGCAGCUUAAACAGGAUCAUUAUUUUCCCAGCUGGUAAAGAGGUUUUCAGUCUUGUGAAUGAGUUCCUGAAUAUAUUCCCACUUUCUGUCCAGCCUGAAGCUCCAGCUGGGUUUCAGACUCCCUCUCCAGAAACGUAUGGAAUUGACGACACGGUGACAGCGAGUUUCCAGCUCCCUGUGGCGACUGUGACAAAACCUCAGCCUCCUACAAAUGUCCUGUUUGACCCUGAGAUCCACUCUCCUUCACAGAUUCAACCUCCACCAUUCCAGUUUGGAGCAGUUCCAGCUGUAGCCUGUAGAGAGAGUCUCGACCCCGGGCCGUGCAGGAGCUACGAGGUGAAGUGGUACUACGAUCCGUUGGCGAACUCCUGCGCCCAGUUCUGGUACGGAGGUUGCCAAGGCAACAGUAACCGCUUCGAUACACACCAGAGCUGCAUGGAUGCUUGUGUGAAAACGUGA